Messenger RNA from Cladophialophora psammophila CBS 110553, 1578 nucleotides. RefSeq lists its product as uncharacterized. Bases 1 to 1578 code for a protein of 525 amino acids. Gene Ontology annotation, molecular function: iron ion binding; monooxygenase activity; heme binding. The transcript is spliced from 4 exons. Lineage: Eukaryota; Fungi; Ascomycota; Eurotiomycetes; Chaetothyriales; Herpotrichiellaceae. The record is from RefSeq and is a predicted model, not a curated record.
AUGGCCUCUUUACUCUUCGCAGCCGGCACUGUUGUCCUCUUGCUGGUGGGCAUUUUCAUCCAGCAUUAUUCCAACCGGUCGAAAAUCCCUUCCAAUGCGAAAUUGCCGCCCGGCCCAAAGGGCAAGCCGAUUGUGGGAAAUCUCCUAGACAUCCCGCCGCAGCACUCGUGGUUGAAAUUCAAAGCCUGGGCCGAUCAAUAUGGUCCCAUCUACCGCAUCUCCAUCUUCGGCCGGAAUCUCGUCAUGGUGUCGACCGAGAAGAUCGCCAACGACCUCUUGCGGGAGCGAGGCAAUCUGUACUCAUCUCGGGAACAGUUGCCCAUGGCUGCGAGGCUGAUGUCACGGGACCUGAGACCUCUGUUCUUGCCUUACGGAGAGCUAUGGCGACGGGGACGUAAAGUGAUGCACAAUAUGACGAUGCACGCGUCGGCCACCUCUUACCAGCCCGUGCAGAUUUACGAGUCGGAGCGGCUGUUGUACGACCUGCUUCGAACGCCAGAGAAAUACGAACAGCUCUUUGAAAGAUACGCCGCGGCUGUGGUCAUGCGGUUGUGCUACGGCAAGAUGGUCGAGACGGGCGACGAGGUCUACGUGCGCGACAUCCUCAAGAUCGUCCACACCGUCGAGCGGGUUGCGUCCCCUGGGGCAUACCUGGUGGACACAUUCCCGAUCCUGAUGUACCUGCCUAGUUGGCUAGCGCCGUUCAAGCGCGAAGCGGCGCGGCUGCACGAGUUCGAGAUCAACGUGUUCCGCGGCCUGCUUCUGGAAGUCAGGGACAAGAUGCGCUCCGGCAAGGGUCCGCGGUGCUUCUCCAAGACGUUCCUCGAACGGCAGGCAGAGUUCGGCCUGUCGGACGACGAGGCCGCCUAUGUUAUCGGCACGCUCUUUGAAGCCGGAGCCGGCACCACCGCUGCCGCCAUGAUGUCCUUCAUCCUCUGUAUGUGUCACUGGCCCGAAUGGCAGAAGAAGAUCCAGCAGGAGGUCGACGAGGUGGUUGGCGACCACCGCGUGCCAGACUACGGCGACAUCCCCUCUUUACCGACAUGUCGGGCUGUGAUCAAAGAAGUGCUCCGCUGGCGCCCGGUGACUGCGGGAGGCGUGCCGCACGAGUUGAUCAAGGAUGAUGUGUACAAUGGGUAUUUCUUGCCUGCAGGGACCAACAUCCAUCCAAACCAAUGGGCCAUCCACCGCGACCCAGAACUGUACCCAGACCCAGAAACCUUCAACCCGUCCCGCUGGCUGGAGCCAGGCUACCCGACGUACCGGGAGCCUUUGGAAAAGUUCCCCAACUUGCAAAACUACUCGUGCUUCGGGUUCGGCCGACGCAUCUGCCCGGGGAUGAACAUCGCCGAAAACUCUUUGCACCUGCUGGUCGCACGGAUCGCGUGGGCUGCGCACAUCUCCAAGCGUCCUGGUGUUGAGGUCCCGCUGUAUGACUACACGGCGGGCUUCAACGUCCAACCAAAACCGUUUGUGUUUGAUCUGAAACCUCGCGGUGAUGAGAGAAGGGCGCUCGUGGAUAAGAUCUGGGAGGCAGGCAGAGAGAGGGAUCCGCUUGACGAGGUGCAUACGCUGUGA